Baudoinia panamericana UAMH 10762 is the source of this 1071-nucleotide messenger RNA. RefSeq lists its product as uncharacterized. Lineage: Eukaryota; Fungi; Ascomycota; Dothideomycetes; Mycosphaerellales; Teratosphaeriaceae. The transcript is spliced from 5 exons. Gene Ontology annotation, cellular component: nucleus; cytoplasm. Gene Ontology annotation, biological process: protein ubiquitination; modification-dependent protein catabolic process. Gene Ontology annotation, molecular function: ubiquitin protein ligase binding; protein tag activity. The coding region runs from base 129 to 728 and encodes 199 amino acids. The record is from RefSeq and is a predicted model, not a curated record.
GGUCGAGCCAUCUGUUGACUAUGGUGUGUCGCUUACUCUAGGUUCAUCGAAUAGUGACACAUGUAGUCGUUUGAGCCCAGUUAGUGUCGCACGGCAUCACAAUCACUUUGUCACAAGGCUCCAUUGAGAUGAUGGUGUGCCACCACUCAAGGUACUCAUCAUCAGCGUGCAAUGCAGCGAACGAAAGCCGCGGCAAACUCCGAGGCAAGAGGACGUUCUGCCUAAGGCCAUAUCUUGGCGUUGCGCGCACCUCAUCGGCCAUUUUCCACCUAACGCCACGCCGCUGCGACAACGACAGCAGAGACAACAGAUCUAGCGACAAAAUGCAGAUCUUCGUCAAGACCCUAACGGGCAAGACCAUCACGCUCGAGGUCGAGAGCAGUGACACGAUCGACAAUGUGAAGAGCAAGAUCCAGGACAAGGAGGGUAUCCCACCGGAUCAGCAGCGUUUGAUCUUUGCCGGCAAGCAAUUGGAGGAUGGCCGCACGCUGAGCGACUACAACAUUCAGAAGGAAUCAACUCUCCACCUGGUUCUCCGCCUACGUGGUGAUGAUUUGCCGCAAGUGCUACGCUCGUCUGCCGCCGAGGGCAACGAACUGCCGGAAGAAGAAGUGUGGGCACACCAACCAGCUCCGCCCGAAGAAGAAGCUGAAGUAGGCGAGUGCGUGGAGGUGUGCGAGGUGGAGUGGUUCAUUACGGCGUACUGGUGCCAGACUCAGCUGGGGUAGUACUGUACCAAGUUCGCGACCAAAUACUCGACGAACCACUAUGAUCGGCUGCGUGUAUUUUCAGGUUUUCGCGUGCACUUACUUGCACUGAUUUCAGCAUGCCUGUUCCGUGGCCGCUCCGCGGUACUUCGUAGUCUGUGGCAGCAAAAAUGUCCUAUGACGGAGGGCAAGGAUCAAUUGUCCUUGCUCUGGUCCGCAUGCUUAGCAGUAGAUUUUCGGCGGAUACCGACUCCUGAUACAGCCGCGAAAAGUCCGCUAAUCCCACAUAUCGCCAACAUCGGAAGACGUGUUGCGCUGAGCGAUAUAUGGUGACCCAGAGAGCCAAGAAGCGGUUAAGAAGACG